AGAACUCCAACAUUUCGAGGAUGUGACAAAUCGCGUUUUGGGAAGUGAACGUGUAAUUUUUGUAUGAAUUUUUGGAAGGAAGGGCACCAUAAACGACCAAUCAAACGCCAAUUAAGAGUAAAAUCUGAAAAAUCAACAACUCAGUCAGCAGUCCAGAGAAUAAUGGAUCUUCUGAUAAUUGCAUUAACUAUAUUGACAUUGUUCAGUGAUGUGUUUUCGACGUGUCAGUGGCCAAGUAUGAAAGAUGCUGCAACAAGUUCUGCCAUCAAAAGACUGCAACCUCUCAUGAACAAAACGUUUACAACUCGAGACAGUGGGAAGUAUUCUUAUAAAAUAGGAAUAUGUGUGCCAGCACUGCCAGCACUGCCAGGAAUGCCAAAGGCAGGCGUCAUCCAGACGAAACUCGCCAGUCCUGACACUGACAAGAAAGUUGUCGGAUUGAUAUCGAAUGCUAAAGUAAUGGCGGGAACUAAUUGGAUUCUCUUGGAAUACAUGGGAGGAGAAAAGUAUAAAGACCAUUGUAAUCAAGAACCAAGGAGGGCAUCAAUAAUGAUCACCUGUGAUCCUAAACAAACUUCGGUUGAUGCACGAGUGGUUGAAGAGAAUACCAACAAGAAGGACGAAUGUUACUACCUGUUUGAGAUAGAUCAUCCAGCUAUAUGUCAAAAUCAAUCCUUUGUUCUACCUGGUGGUCUUAGUAUUGGCUCUAUUGUUGUUAUUAUAUUUAUUGUCGUGUUAGGUUUAUAUUUCCUUGUUGGUUUCCUGUACCAGCGAUUUGUCGCCGGAGCCAAGGGCUGGGAACAGAUGCCUCAUCUCAGGUUCUGGCAGGACUUUGGAAAUUUACAGGCAGAUGGUUGUGAGUUGAUCUGUCGCAGUGGUUCGGCGUCGAGGACAGCCCCGAGGAUGUACAAGGGCAUUGGUGACGAUCAGCUGGCGGACGACGAUGACGACAAGGACGAUCACUUACUACCGAUGUAAACGAGCACCAUGAUCAUAUUUUAUAAAUUAACACAUUGUAUUAUAAAGUAACAUUCAUGGGAAGCGUGAAAGAGUGUGUGGUUUUUUGAUAGUCAUAACUCUGCUGUGGCAGUAUGAAUUUAUCCUUAAGGGGAAGAUAGGCAGGAGGGAUGGGGCCAAAUUAUUAAUCUCCAGGCCAACACCGGAGACUCUUAUGCACUGUGGGAACUGUAAACGGUUAAAGGUUUUUGUGACCGGCAGACAUUUUGGUGCAGAUUUUACUGAGACGUAUGAGGAAUGUUGCCAAUAAGUUCUCCUUCUUGCAUUGUUUUAGCAGGGGAGUACCCCAAGGCACUCGCGCAGUGGGCAUAGAAGGUAUGCAUACACAUUUGUGGGUUAAACAGGUUACUAUUUUCCAGAGCCAAAGAAAAAUACAGUAUACUUGAACGGUAUAGGACUUUAAAGGUUGCGCCGUUUGUAAUUACUGGUUGUCCAGGAAAAUAGAAAUGCAGUAAUACACAAUGCCAUAGUGCAGUUAUUAUGCAUACGAAUUUGUUGAAAUUUUGUAUUUAUGGAAUUUGAAUAUCUGUCUACACAAUGGCAAGGUUGAAUUUUAUAUCUAGAACGUAUUAACGCAAUUGGAAAUUUCAAUGACAAAUUUCAAAUCUUGAACGAGCGGCGUAGGCCUUCAUUUUUGCGUAAUCAGUAAGACUAAGAGUGCUACAAUCCAAGGCUACAAUCUUUAUUAUUCCAGAUAGCAUGAAUUAAUAAAGCCACCUUUUGACAGAGUUUGGUACCUAGGGCUAGUUAUGGUACUGUAGUAUUCAUUGGUUCCACAUUCUUAGUCUUUUAUCAAUUGCAGAUAGCCGAUGCCGCCAUUUUAGAUGGUAACAUGUGGUCGUUGAGAGCAAAACAUUUGCGUCUCGUAGCCUAGUACCAUUAGUUCCUGCAUGGUGGCGUAUUUGCAACACAGGAGCCUAAUUCCAACUAGCUAUUUUUUUAUCUUCGACAGAAUUUUGUCAUGGCACAAUCUUUUCUUGUAACGAACUGAUGGUUCUUGGAUGUUGAAUUCGGUGGGACAAAAAUUGCUAACUGUAAAUAUUUCAUACAGAUAAAUGUACGUGGAGAUUGUUUGGAACUAAAAACAGCAGUAAAUAUAUGUUAACAUACAGUGUACCGGUACCCGUUUAAUCCAGGAGAGUCAAUGCUACGGGUUUUGAGUAAUUUUGCAUUUGGGUAGUUUUCAGAUAGGUUUCUGUUUCAGAGUUUUCGUAGCUCUAGCAAUAGUACAGGGUGUUUAUAAAAAUAAUUUGGUUGCGUGGUUGAAUAAAGUUUCAUCUCAAAUGAGAUCGGCCUACUUAAACAAUAACAAAAUCUCUUAUCCUUUGUUCACAAAUAUAUUCAUUUACAUGUAGUUAAGAAUAAUUGGCCUAUAUCAUUUAAACAAAACAUGUUCUACUUUGCAACUGUGCCAUGUUUUUAUAGACACCCAGUAGUUGUAAUGAAUCCGAUUUGUCUCAAUCAAGUUGCCUUGCAGUUAGAUUUUGCUCAGGAGUGAACCGUAGAAAAUGUAGACUUAGUUUCUGACCUCUUUUGAUCACGUUGGCCAAGGAAGAACACUCCCCAAUCUUUAAAGGAAGGUUAUAGGCAGUAGCCAGGAAGAUCAGAUUUAAAGUUACUAGAAGUCACAGAUAGGGGUCUCUCCCAUCUUGGAGUACAUUGAAACUAUUAAUACUUGUACAAAAAAAUGCAGUUGAACUACCCUUAGUGAACACCUCUGUACAUGUGUGUUAUGGGGCAGAGGUAGUGCAGUAGAAGAGAGUCUGCCUCAUGAUCAAGAGGUCGUGGGUUGGACUCCCGGCCAAGUCACUGCUCGGUUCCCCUACUGGUCGAGUUCAAAAAGAGUAGAGUUCAAAAGCCAGCAUGUAUGCAAAGCAGCAUGACGUCUGGAUAAAAGCUGUCAUUAUCAUAUAAAGUGAUACAUAUUAUUAUUAUAAAAUCAUUAUUGGUAAGGAACUUUUGUUAAGGAUUGAACAUAGGCACCAUCAUUUUGGCUAAAACUUGACAAGCAAUUAGAACUCCUUCAAAAUGAGUUUUAGAGCAAAUUGUGGUGCCUACGGUCAACGCUAAAAUCAUCGCACGUAUGAGGAUUUUCACAAACUUUCCAUCGAAUGUGGUGACACCCUGUACAUAAGAAAUCAUAACGUUGGAAUAUUUGUUUGCAUAGACUGAGAACAAGCCUAUCAUCAUUCCAUUUCUCUUUAAGUACUUUGUUGGGUUUUCCUAAGAAAAUAAACUAAACUU
Messenger RNA from Lineus longissimus, 3261 nucleotides. Its product is annotated as cation-dependent mannose-6-phosphate receptor-like. Lineage: Eukaryota; Metazoa; Nemertea; Pilidiophora; Heteronemertea; Lineidae. Bases 64 to 978 code for a protein of 304 amino acids. The record is from RefSeq and is a predicted model, not a curated record. Gene Ontology annotation, molecular function: protein domain specific binding. Gene Ontology annotation, biological process: protein targeting to lysosome. The transcript is spliced from 6 exons. Gene Ontology annotation, cellular component: endosome; Golgi apparatus; trans-Golgi network.